Pogoniulus pusillus (Red-fronted tinkerbird) is the source of this 3329-nucleotide messenger RNA. RefSeq names its product G protein-coupled receptor 12 (gene GPR12). Gene Ontology annotation, biological process: regulation of metabolic process; adenylate cyclase-activating G protein-coupled receptor signaling pathway. Gene Ontology annotation, cellular component: plasma membrane; cytoplasm. The record is from RefSeq and is a predicted model, not a curated record. The transcript has 2 exons. Bases 248 to 1252 code for a protein of 334 amino acids. Gene Ontology annotation, molecular function: G protein-coupled receptor activity. Lineage: Eukaryota; Metazoa; Chordata; Aves; Piciformes; Lybiidae.
GAGGCACCUGCGCAGGCGCGCGCGCACGAGGCGCGGCCUCUCCUUCCGCGCGCGCGCGCUCUGCUCGGGGGCGGGGGGGGCGCGGGGCGCGCGCACCUGCGCUGCGCCCUGGAGCCCGCCGUGAGGGCGGGCGGUCCCGCUGCUGCCUGAGACGGGAUCCCGGCGACCCUCCCCUCACCUUCCUUCUUCCUCCUGCCUUCCUUCCUCCGACCAGCCCGGGGGAGAAGCCCAGAAGACAGGGGUUAAAAUGAAUGAAGAUCUGAAGGUUAAUUUGAGCUGGCUGCCUCAGGAUCAUGUAGAAGCCAGCUUUACCGAGAAUGCCUCAGCCACAGGCUCCUCCCUGGUUCCUGUCGUAGACCCAGAGCCAGAGCUUUUGGUAAACCCCUGGGACAUUGUCUUGUGUACUUCAGGGACCCUUAUUUCCUGCGAAAAUGCCGUUGUAGUUCUUAUCAUUUUCCAUAAUCCCAGUCUUCGUGCCCCCAUGUUCCUCCUAAUAGGCAGCCUGGCGCUGGCAGAUCUCUUAGCGGGCAUUGGAUUGAUCAUCAAUUUUGUUUUCGCAUACCUUCUGCAAUCAGAAGCUACGAAACUGGUUACGGUUGGACUGAUUGUUGCCUCUUUCUCAGCAUCUGUCGGCAGCUUGCUGGCUAUUACUGUUGAUCGUUACCUCUCCCUGUAUUACGCUUUGACUUACAAUUCAGAGAGGACUGUCACUUUUACCUAUGUCAUGCUUAUAUUGCUCUGGGGAGCAUCUAUAUGUAUUGGACUGCUGCCUGUAAUGGGCUGGAACUGCCUCAGAGAUGAAUCCACCUGCAGUGUUAUCAGACCACUCACUAAAAAUAAUGCAGCUGUCCUUUCGGUCUCUUUCUUGCUUAUGUUUGCCCUCAUGCUGCAGCUCUACAUUCAGAUCUGUAAAAUCGUGAUGCGCCAUGCCCAUCAGAUUGCCUUGCAGCACCAUUUCCUGGCCACUUCCCACUAUGUGACCACCAGAAAAGGAGUGUCUACUUUGGCCAUUAUUCUGGGGACUUUCGCUGCUUGCUGGAUGCCUUUUACGCUGUAUUCCUUAAUAGCAGAUUACACUUACCCUUCUAUAUACACCUAUGCUACCCUCCUGCCAGCUACCUACAAUUCCAUCAUCAAUCCGGUGAUAUAUGCUUUUAGAAACCAGGAGAUACAGAAAGCACUUUGGCUCCUCUGCUGUGGCUGUAUUCCUUCUAACCUGUCUCAGAGAGCAAGAUCACCCAGUGAUGUCUGAUUGGCAGCUAGGAGGACACUCCUUAACACGUUACUUUCCAGACGUUCUUGCAAUCCUGUCUUUGGUUUAGAUGCAUUCAUUAAAUGGUGUGUAAAUGGUUCAUAUGAAAGCACCAAGUGGUUUAAGGGCGAUUUCCAAAAUCAAAAUAAGCAGUGUUCUUACAGAGUUACAGUGUUACUCAGGGUCUUUCUGUUUUGUUACCCAGACUUUGCCAUGUUUGCCAUGAUUUUACAGUGAAUUUGCCAGUUAAAAUUAGAUUGAAACAGCAUACCGCCUUUGAAAUUGUUUAUGCGAUUGAGUUUAGUCAUACUGCAUGUUACAGUAUGUUGUCAGGAUAAUUUUUCCCCUCUAAUUCUUUUUAAAAGAAGAAAAAAGAAGAAAAAAGAAAAAGAAAACCCAGGUCAUGUUACUUCAUUUGUGUAUCAUCAUAACACUUCAAAAUAAUGGCCAAUUUUACUGAUUUAUGUGGCAUUUAUUGUAAUAGUCUUAGUGCAACAAUUUUGCUCUGAGAAAGUACUUGUAUAGAUUUUUGUUUUACAUCUCAGCAUGAAUUAACUUGAUAAUUGCUUUAAAGGGUUACCUGUUUUCUCCAGAGCUAUGGCUGGUUGUUAGAAGAUAUGCUUUGCCUUUUCAAAAGUCAGCUAUGUGUUUUCACUUAGAUAUGGGACAUCAGAGCUCAUUAUACUGUUAAUUUUAAAAGGAAUUCAGGGGGGAAUCUUCAAAACUGAUUAAACAAUAUGGCCUCUUUUGGCUGUGCAUUUGUAGUAGGUGUGACACUCUAAGUUUCUCAGACAAUUCUAUCUUCCCAGAAGUGUAUAAGAAAGUAUCUAAUAAAAUAACCUACAAAUGGCUUGCAACACAUUUAGCAUCUAUGUGAAGUGGUUCCCUUUAAGUUUCUAAUCAAGUCAAGACUACAACCACUUUUUUUUCAUUGUUCUGCUAUACAGUUUAAAAAACUGAAGUUUAUAAAUCCUCAGAGCAUAUCUAAUCUAGUUCAGAAUUGUAUGCAAUCAGAAUUGCAACAUGAAACAAUAUUUUCUCCUUUUCUGAGAGUUUCAUCCAUUACAGAUUGCGAUUCUUCACACUGUAUGGCAUGUCAGCUCACUUCAUUAUAGGCUGAUAGUUGCAGAGCUUCCUCUCAUGAAUGAUUAAAUUUCAAACUGCUUCUAACCAUUUACUGAAGCCAAAUUAGAAUACACGAUAAAUAAAACAUUGUUUUCUAAUUUGAAGACUUGAUUGUCAGGGACAAAAGUCUUCCUGGACAAUGUUUUCAUGAAACUUAAGGUGUACCCUAAAGUCAGUACAGGGGAGUUUGUAGUGCCACUUCCAUUAGUGUUGAUGGGAACUCAGUGUGUUACUGCUCUGGCAUCAGUACAUGGUUAUAUUCUCAUACUGUAAUGUUGCUUCAGUAUCUUCCAUUGCAGUUGUUUAAAAACACAACAAACUCAAGUGUGAAAAUAGCAAUACAUAUGGUACAAUGAAAAAAUAUUCCUGUACAGUAUAAGAUACAGCUGUGUUGCUGAUCUGGAUUUUUCCAAAUGGAACCUCUUUUUCACUUGGAAUUUUGGGUGACUGUAGCUUUUUGUGGCAAAGUUCCUGUGAUGUUAAGAAUCAUAUGCUGUACACAAAGCUGAAUCUCAAAUGUGAAUGAGUUGUCUGUAAACAAGACUCUGUAGAGAUUUUUAUGAGCAAUAAUUUAUUUCAGUUGCAAUGCUGGGUUCAAAUUCUAUUAUUUACUUGCUUCAGCCUUCAUGAUAUUAGGCUCUUACUUUGUAAUCUAAUUAGUUUAAUAAUUGCAUGGCAUGGUUCAGUAGAGCUGUGAACUAGCAGCUCCCAUGGCUUCACUACAAUUUACAGAUACUCAGCAGAGUUAAGACUAUGGCCCCUGCUCAGUGUAGGAUAUUGGUGUUCCUUAUCUGCUUUUGAAUGCUAAUGAAACUCUAGUCAUUGCAUUUUGUUAUGAUUUUUUUGUAUCAGAAAUAAUCACUGCAUAAAUAUCCAUGCUAUGUAUGCGUGCAGUUUUGCAAGUAUGCAAAAUGUUGGGAAUAAAUGGCAGUAAAAGUCGUGAGCUGAAUAA